ACGCGCGGGCCGGUCGGCCUCCGCCCGAGCUUCCAGCCGCCGUGCUGGGCUCGAGAGAAGUAACGGUUAUGGGAAUUUAGAACUUCUCCCCUGAGGAGGGCGGCAUGGUCGCCAGUGUCUCCCUCUCCUUCGCCCGGGGGCUGCGUCCUUCUUUAGCUGCCGCGCCCUAAAGGAGUGACGGGCAGGGCCUUCUGUCAGCCAGUCUCCCCAGGGCACCCUGCGCGCCUGUGUCACCAAGUGAUAGGGUAAAAUUUAUGAAGAUAACAUCAUACAGUCAUCCUGCUUCAUCACAAAAAGCAAGAAGGUUCUACUCCCUUAAACCCUCCAUCAAAACACCCAACACAGUCCUAAACCUUAAGGCCCCUGCUUUACAUCCUACGGCUGAGGUGCAGUGUGAUUCUCCAUCUCUUUGAUGAGCGAUAAUCUCAACCUGUUCAGCUUGCAGGAAUUCUUGGUGAUCUUUGGCUAAAGUGCAUUGGUAAUUCUUUGUGUUAUCUGUACCAUCUAUUUCUACGGAGUGGAAAACAUGCUGUUAGGUAGAAGAUAGACAUGAGUAGUGGAGCUGGGAAGAGUGGUCCUAGAGGAUAGCCCAAGACCUCUUCCUGUUUGUACAGCCUGAUAAGCUACUGUAAAACCACAGCUUCAUAUCCAUCACCCAGCAGACCACCUACACUGUGCAUGGGCAAGCAUCUCCGGGCAUCAACUUGAGAGCUAGUCUUAACUGUAGCCAGCCUAUCCCAACCACAUCCUGGUCUCUGCGCAUCCAGUGUGAGGUCUCCGCAGCGGUAAGGCACCAUGUCUGAGAAGUUCACCUGCCACUAUUGCCAGACUGCCUUGCAGGGGAAGAAGUAUGUGCAGAAGGACGGGCAGUACUGCUGCCUCCCGUGCUUUGACAAGAACUGUGCCAACACCUGUGAGGAAUGCCACAACCCGAUAGGUGCAGAUUCCAAGGAGGUGCAGUAUAAGAACCGCUACUGGCACAACAACUGUUUCCAUUGUGCCAAGUGCAGUAAACCCUUGGCCACUGAGGCCUUUGUGUCUUGGGAAAACAAGAUCCUGUGCAACGAGUGUGCCACUCACCUGGCCUCCCCAAAGUGCAGGGCGUGCCUCCAGGAUAUUGUGCCAGGAGACCAGAAUGUGGAGUACCAGGGUACCAUCUGGCACAUAAACUGCUUCACCUGCAGCAACUGCCAGCAAGUCAUCGGAACCGAAAGUUUCUUCCCUAAAGACGAGAAAUUCUACUGUGUGUCCUGCCAUAAGAAUGUAUUUACCAAGUAUUGUGCGAAAUGCAAAAAGCCCAUUAUAGCCGGAGGAGUCAGUUACCAGGAUCAGCUCUGGCAUAGCGAGUGCUUUGUAUGUGCUUCCUGCUCUAAGGAGCUGGGUGGGAAACGUUUCACUGCUGUGGAAGACAGGUAUUAUUGUGUGGAUUGUUACAAGAAUUUUGUGGCCAAGAAGUGUGCUGGAUGCAACAACCCCAUCACUGGGUUUGGGAAAGGCUCCAAUGUGGUGGGCCAUGAAGAACAUUGCUGGCAUGACUUCUGCUUCAACUGCAAAACCUGUUCUGUAAACCUGGCGAGCAAGCGCUUUGUGUUUCAUGAUGGGCAGGUGUAUUGUCCUGAAUGUGCCAAAAAGCAAUAACUUGGCAAGAGCUCCUGUCCUAUAAAAUGGCAUCUGACCCAUGCUUUGUGUUCUUACUCUCUCUGCCCUGCUCCAGCCAUAGGGGAAGAGUGGGCUUUCGCCUCUACGAAGUUGUCCCUCUGUCUUCUCUUACAUUUUACAGCAUUGCUCAGCUAAGAGUGCACAGU
Molecule: messenger RNA, 1805 nt
Organism: Acomys russatus (golden spiny mouse)
Lineage: Eukaryota; Metazoa; Chordata; Mammalia; Rodentia; Muridae
Product: four and a half LIM domains protein 1-like
Exons: 2
Coding region: 796-1638 (280 amino acids)
Biological process (GO): muscle organ development
Molecular function (GO): transmembrane transporter binding
Source: RefSeq, a predicted model, not a curated record